CACACUUGUUAUUAGUGGCAUGAGGGCGGGCCAGAGAUGACCCGCUGCACCGUGUGCACACCCUCUACCUUGGCACCCCUGUCGUGCAGCGCACACUUGCCUUUGUCCUCAUGAUACACGAACAUGACACACCCGUCGUGCUUCCGGCACUUGGCCUGACACUGCAGCGCACCCAAAUGCGCAUCGUCGGCCGACUUGUGCUUGCCCUUGCCCUUCUUGAUGACGGAUUUGUGUGUGGCCUCCAGACCCACAUCGACCCCCACACAGCCACAGGGAAGGGCAGAGGAAUCCGACACUGAGACACAGAACGAACAUUGCCUUCGAGCGAUCGGUCUUACAGUGCUGCUUGGCGGUGUGCUGUGUGUACGUGUGAUGAUGUCCGAUGGUGUGAGGGUGGUGCUGUCGGCGAGCACAGGUACGGCCCUCACGUACUUGACCUUCCGCUCGCUCCGCCCGCCAGUCAGCCUGUUGACAGGGAUGAUUUCCUCAUAAUCCACUUUCUCCCUCUCCAGCAGCAGACUAGGCUCGUCAAGCUCGGCCAGCCCACCGGCCGUGUCUGCGCCAUGCACCCGCCAUGUCUUGAUGCCGGUCACCCCAUUGUACGAGAGAUGGAGAGUGGCCAUCUCUCCUUUCGCCGCGCAGAGCAGGGCCCUUGGUGGGGCUGUCGAGUGGCCACGCCACGGGGCCAGGUGGGCACGGUAGAGCCGCAUGCGAGAGGAGCUUGGGGCGGGCCGCAACUCGGUGACGAUGGCACCGUCUGAGUCGACCUCUGUGGUCAAGGGGACAUGCUCGUUCUUUGGAAGACCGCCGUGGGCUGCACUCAAGCACACGCAGAUCAGAUGGGUAGGUUUCCAUCAACCCAGGUGCGUGUCUCUCUCGCAUACCGAUGAGUGUGUGUCCGUUGCCCAGCCGCUGCACGCUCCCGCAGCAGCCGGCGAUACCCUGACUGUCAGGGUGCCUCCACUCCCACACCUUGGUUGCCGUCAUGGCGUCAGUGUCGAGGGCGUACUCGACAACUCGCGAGUAGCCCCUCUCAUCCAGAUGAGACGACCCCCAGUUGUCCCACAUCAGGAUGUGGCCGUUGUCUAGCAUAUGAGGCUUGUGCUGCGAUCUGAAGGGGGUCUCGGGGGGGUCGUUGACAAAGGUGAAGUCGCUGUUUGUGCCGCCGAGCUGCCACUGAAUGGAGCCGUCUUUGCGCGAUAUCAUGACGAUCUGGUUUGCGUUGCGGAGGGAGAUGAGGAUGUUGUUCCUGUCUGGGGUGUACUCGCAGUUGUUGAUGUGGUAGCUGUCGAGGAAGAGCUCAUCGCGGGCUGGGUCGUCAUCACCGGUGAGGAAAUCCUGACUCCGCCACUGACACACAUAAUACAUGCAGAGAGGGAGGAGUCGACGUGGCUGUGUGGAUGGGGGGACUGGGUGUGUUGUGUUGUGUGCGACCUCGAAGAGGACGUCGCCUUUCUUGUCGAUCUCUUGGACAAGGACGUGUAUCCGGCCAUCAGUGACGUGGCGGUCGAAGGCACACAUGAGGACACGCUCGUCCUCUAAUAUGUCCAUGUGAUGCUCAUCCGUCAGAUACCUGCGCACAGCACACACAUACACAUACACACACGGGAAGCUCAGCUGUUCGAGGCCUGCCUUUCUCACCGAGCGACCCCGGCACCGACUCACCCGUGGCCUGGCCGAUGGGCGCCGACAACGCGAUAGUGGUCAUCAAUCUCAAUUCCCUUCCUCUCGGGGUCAUCGUUGGCAUAAGUCGAGCCAACCAGCACGUUCAAGUUGCCGUCGAGCUGCGGCCGGAAGUCCAUGCCCUCCUUGCCGUCCUCCAGCCGCCCCCACCACACCAGCCGGCCGUCACGGGUGAGUAUCAUCAGAUAUGGCGCGAUGAAGCGGCUUGCUGUGAAGAGAUACAGAGGGUGGUCGCCAUCUGCCGACCUCGCCUCAUCAUGUGCCUUGCUGUUGGUGAUGAGGUAGCGGGGGAAGUCCGUUGGGACGGUGUGGAAUGAGGGAGGGGGGUAGGCACCCUCACCAUCACUCGCCCUCUGGUUGUCCUUGUCUUUGUCCCGCCUCUUCUUGUCCUUCGGCUUGGUCGACUCAUUUGGCACGAAGGGGUGCUCAGAGAUGGUGAACGACCAGCUGAAGCUGUCAACGCUCACAGUAACAUUCUCCCCUGCACGGAAAGGUUCCUUCGGUUGAAAGAUGGCCGUCCUUUCAUCCGUCGCCACCCUCACUUUGCCCUUGUCCGUGAUGUCGCCGCUCUUGCUGCCGACCACCUUGAUUGUACCAUUGGGUGGGGUGGUCGUCUUGCCCGACCGCAUGCCGAUGGUUGUCUUGGGCGAAACGAGUGUAGAACCAGGGAGGGGGUGCAGGUACUCGUAGCCGCCAUGCGACAGCGAUGGCUGGGGCAGCAAAGAGAUUGUGAGGCACGCAGCGGUGACAAAGGCCGGCAGAAUCAUCCGUCCAGAAUAAUAUGAGCGCACUGCUCACUAGCGCACACUAUUC
Messenger RNA from Vitrella brassicaformis, 2496 nucleotides. The record is from the annotation of a GenBank genome assembly. Lineage: Eukaryota; Vitrellaceae.